CAAAUCUACUCCAUGCAUUUUUUAUUUCAUGAAUCAACAAAUUAUAAAAAUUUGAUACUUUUAACAAAAUCUUAAUUUUAGUUUUAAUUUUUUUUUUUUUAUAAUGAAUAGUCGUAAUGAAUGUUCACCUAGAAUUAUAAAAAGAGUAAACACAAAAAAACCAAUAGACAAUGCAGCUAAAUAUGAUUUUUACAGACAAAUUAAUCAUCUAUCUAUUAUGAAGCUAGAUAAUGAAACAGAUAAAUUGAAUUAUUCUUCGUGGUUAACUCGAUUAGAUAAUGAAAAUUCAGAUUUAAAGAUGCAUCUUAUCAAAAUUUUAUUUAUAUCAUUAAGAAGUGAUCGAUCACUUCGAAUGUUUUUAAAACCUCCUCCCGAUGAUCUUAACGAUUUAGAAUUGAUGUCUGAUAAUACAAUGGAAAUGGUUAAAUACUUACAAGAUAAUAAUGUAGCUGAUGAACCUAUAACCAACGAGAAUGACCGAGAACAACUCAAACACAGACGUUUUGCAGCUGUAGCUACAGAUAUGCGUUCUUAUACAACAACUAAAACUGCUCCUUACUUCGUCCAAUCUUUCUAUGUAAGGUCGGACUUCCCAAUUUAUACAUGGUAUAAUCCAACGUCUAUUAAUGUGCCAAGUAAUUUUGAUCAUAACCAAUGGGAGCUAUACUUAAAUCGUUUUCAAAUUUUAACCGAGAGUAAGAAUUUCAAUAGUAAACACAGAAACCGAUGUGAAGAUAUUAUUCCAAUUGACCAAAUAUCAAAAGAAGUUGCAACCGCUUUUAAUUGGCAUCCUUAUAGUAUUCUGGGCAAUGAAGAAAAUAGACCCAAACGAACACCAGCCUUUAUUGAAAUUGAUGUAAAUAUAGCAAACCAACAGUGCAAUCAACAGCAAAUCGAUGAUGCUGCAUUUGCAAUAGUAUAUUGUAAAGUAUUCCCUGGUAACAAGAUUUUAGAACCAAAACUGUAUACUACUACACUAAUCCCGGACGCAAAAUUUAUUUUUAAAAUGACUGGUGUAACAUUAGUUAAUUAUUCAAAUUUCAAGUCAAAAAAAGAAGAACAGCCACCGAGUGGUUGCAAAUUAAAACUAAAAAAACAGAUUACAGAAAAAAGCUCUGAUGAUAAUGACGCAGCAAUCCCGAAACAACAGCCACCACCAACGUGUUUGAAGAAAAAUGCCAUUCAGCGUGGACAAUCCAACCCAGACGUCAGUUGUAGCCUUGUCAAUUUCGAGUUUUCAGACAAGCGCACUGCAGAAGACAGGUCCCGGUUUCUGACGUCUGAGAAGACAGUCAACAACCGUCCAGCGGUAACGCAUGCACUGCCGUCACCACCAUCACCGUCGCUAUCACAGCCACCGCCAUCGCGGCCAUCAACACCAUCACCACCGUCGCGGCCAUCAACGCCAUCACCACCGUCACCGUCUCCAUCAACGCCAUCUCCACCGCCACCAUCAACGCCAUCUCAACCGCUACAGAGAACGCCAUCUCAACCGCCACAGAGAACGCCAUCUCCUCCACCAUCGAGACCACCGACGCCGACGCCGGUCAACGAUUUUCACGCACCAGCCGUCGACUGGAAUCCAGACGUCAGUAGCUAUUCCGCUUUUUCAGACAGGCGCAAUACAGAAGACCCAUCUCGGUUCAUGACGUCCGAGAGGAUAGCCGACGACCGUUCAGCGGAAAUGUGUACACCGCCGUCACCACCGUCGCCGGACAACGAUUAUCGCGCCGACGACGCCGACCAAUCGGAGGACGUCAGCUCUGCCGCUGCGAGCGAUUGGUCCACCGAAACGGGGCCCGAACGAUGCAACUCGAAUAUCUUGCAGACCAGCCAACUCCAUCAGGACGACGACUACGCUAGUUCGUUGUCCACGUUGACGUCGGCCGACAGUUCGAUUGAAAUGCAGCUCGCGGGACGUCGCGAUCCCGACCCGUAUGUGAAUUACGAUCGUCGAACGGACAACUUCGCGCUGGACAACAGUGAUCGAUAUCCGUUCGAUGGCAGAGAGACGUUGAACACUAGCCACGACUUCAGCUUCCAAGACGACUUCAACCGUAGCCCAGACGAAUACACGGCCGACGCCUGGCCGCCCCGUUACAAUCUCGUCGAUGACGUGAGCAUGCCGGGCUCGAUGGUUAUCGGUCCAUGGUCGUUGUCGGGCAACAUGUCCAGAAGUGGCCGAGAUGCGGAAAUCGAUAACUCAAGAAUUCCGGAUCAGUACGAUACGUCUUGUUCGGAGAGUGAUAUCGCGUCGGAGCCGGACGACUAAGACGAUCGCCCGAACAUCUCAAAAUACGAAUGACGACAACACGACGAUACUAGUUUAAAAAAUGGAUUUCAACACAAAUGUUCGAAAAAUAAACUUAAAUAACUUUUAA
Molecule: messenger RNA, 2381 nt
Organism: Aphis gossypii (cotton aphid)
Lineage: Eukaryota; Metazoa; Arthropoda; Insecta; Hemiptera; Aphididae
Exons: 7
Coding region: 104-2272 (722 amino acids)
Source: RefSeq, a predicted model, not a curated record